GUUGCCGGUUGGUGCUGCGUCUGUUAGCUUAGUCUUAUCAACAAUGACAAGCAUUUAACAGUUAGACACCAGCUGUGUUAAACAUGUGAUAUAUAUAUAGUUAUAGCCAUGCUAACGUUAUAGCUUGAUGUAACUGUCAGAUGGUAGUUGAGAGGAGCAACCUCCUGCUCUCUCCGGUACCGAGCCCCGCUACAGAGAGGAUGUUCCCCAGCCUGGCCCACAGACCAUGGCAUGUCUUCUGCAGGGUCUCCAUGCAGCACAGGGCGCCCCUGUCUCACCGGUCCCCGAGGCUCCCACAGCUGUGCUACGGUUGGCAGAGUGGAGGCAUACAUAACUUGUGGUUCAGCCUUCCAGACUGCCGUUCUGCCUCUCUCGGGCUGGGCAAGGUGCACUACUACUCUACCUCUGGCGACAGUAAAGAUGGUCCCCCAAAAUCAACACCUGGUGAUGCUCCAUCAGCAGAACAAGUCCUGUCUGCUGCUGCCAAAGCUCCUCCAGGCUCCCCAGCACCGGAAAAUGAUUCCGGUCCAAGACCUCAGGGGCUGACUAAAGCUGAGACAAUCCAAGUGAAAGUUCGGGCAGUCCUGAAGAAAAGGGAAUAUGGAGCCAAGUACACUCAGAACAACUUUAUCACAGCAGUCAGAGCCAUGAAUGAGUUCUGCCUCAAACCAAGUGAUCUGGAACAGCUUCGGAAGAUCAGAAGACGCAGCCCCCACGACGACACAGAGGCUUUCACUGUGUUCUUACGGUCGGACGUGGAGGCCAAAGCACUGGAGGUGUGGGGAAGCCAUGAAGCUCUAGCCCGAGAGAGAAAUCUCAGGAAAGAGGUGGAGAGAGAGUACCAAGAGAAUAUUUUUCGGAAUCAACAGUUGUUGAAGGAAUACAAAGACUUUUGGGGAAACACUAAGCCUCGAUCAGUCCAGAGGGCGACUUUCCUACAAGGGCCGGGGAAGGUGGUCAUGGUCGCUAUUUGCAUCAAUGGGCUGAAUUUCUUCUUCAAGCUCCUGGCUUGGGUCUACACUGGAUCAGCUAGCAUGUUCUCGGAGGCCAUCCACUCUCUGGCCGACACCUGCAACCAGGCUCUGCUCGCUCUGGGAAUCAGCCAGUCUGUCCGCAACCCCGAUGCUGGGCACCCGUAUGGCUUCUCCAACAUGCGCUACAUCGCCUCCCUCAUCAGUGGGGUGGGCAUUUUUAUGAUGGGAGCAGGCCUCUCCUGGUACCACGGCAUCAUGGGAUUGCUGCACCCAGAGCCCAUUGAAUCUUUGUUAUGGGCUUACUGUAUUUUGGCGGGCUCUCUGGUGUCUGAAGGAGCCACGUUACUAGUAGCCGUCAAUGAGAUAAAGAGGAGCGCCCAACUACAUGGAGUGUCUUUUUAUGAAUAUGUAAUGCAGAGUCGAGACCCCAGCACUAACGUGGUGCUGCUGGAGGACACUGCUGCUGUGUUAGGAGUCAUCAUGGCUGCUAGCUGCAUGGGGCUCACCUCACUCACAGGUAACCCCCACUACGACUGCUUGGGCUCUCUGGGCGUGGGCACGUUGCUGGGCGCUGUCUCAGCCUUCCUCAUCUACACCAACACCGAGGCUCUGCUGGGUCGCUCCAUACAGGCUGAGCGUGUACAGAAGCUCACCGAGUUCCUGGAGAACGACCCCGCAGUGAGGGCCAUCCACGAUGUGAAGGCCACUGAUCUGGGACUGAGCAAAGUCCGCUUCAAGGCUGAAGUUGACUUCGAUGGCCGAGUGGUGACACGGUCUUAUCUGGAAAAACAAGACAUUGACCAAAUCCUCAAUGAAAUUCAGCUGGUGAAGACCCCCGAGGAGCUGGAGAACUUCAUGCUGAAACACGGGGAGAACAUUAUUGACACCCUCGGGGCCGAGGUGGACCGCUUGGAGAAAGAACUCAAGGCACGUAACCCGGAGGUUCGUCAUGUGGACUUGGAGAUUCUAUAAUACCUGACAGGUCUGUGCUGAGGGAACGUCCUGCUGUAAUAAGAAGAGGAAAAGGUGAAGGGAGGGCCGAGCCUGCCUCCGCAUAUCUGCCUCCCAUCCUGACCACCACAAAACAAACCGUCUCUGCACAACUCAUCAAGUCUUACUGUAGAAUAGUCCACAACCAGUCGUACUCCAGGACAGCGUUCGGGCCGUGAUCGUGCUUUCUUUGUGUUGCUUGAACUUCAGUUAGCCGAGAAUUCAACCUGACUAAGAACUGUCAUUAGUCUGCUUGAAUUUUAGGAGAAAUAAAUCUCACAUACAUCUAUUACUGAAACUCACAUUCCUGCAUGAAUGUGUUUGGACUUGGUUGAAAACACGACUGGUUCAAAAGCAAACUCAGCGAACAGGACCAGUAUCAUUUACUAGACUUGUGCUUUACUUUAAUGUGAUGCUUGAACCACAGUGAUAGUUUCCUUCAUUAGUACGAAGGAAACCGGAGAGCUACAUAUUCCAACCAGAUUUAUUUAACUGCUAGACAAUACUAGAUGUUUUUUUCUUUCUUUUAACGUAAAAGUGGAGGAACUGAAGAUGCUGCUGCAGCUCCUCUAAUGAAAACAGUUUGUGAUGAAUAGAUUUUAUUGCUAUUACACUUUUCAUUUGAUUGUAUGCUAGAGUUGAAGAGUGAACUAAAUCCGAUAGCACUUAUUGAGCAGCAGCUUAUGCAAAAUAAUAAAUAUUAGAGAACAGAGUGUUAUCACGUAAAAAUCACUAUAUUCCUUUGUUAUUAUAAAGACGAGUUCUAACAAAUGUGUUAAUUAACCAUUUAAUGGACAUGUGGAUCUUUACACAAGGUCAAAUAGAAAGAGUGAACAUCCCUCUCUUUCACUUCAUUUCUCUUUCUGCCAGCUUCACACUCCAAACUCUGACGUUCUCCAAAUUUAGUGACUUUUUCUUGUGAGGUUUGGCAGCUGAUCAGCAGGCGACUGAUUGCACUGAUCCAAAGAUGACGUGCUGGAGGGAUGCACAUGUAAAUAAGUGGUCCAUGAUAACGACUGGACCAGCCCCGUCUUCAAAUAGGUUUUUAAUCAUCCAGGAUGCCACCCUGUACAGUACGUGCAUCAAAUUAUCAAGUGAAUUAUCUCCUACUUGAAUAAUUGGCAUGAAACAUACAGCAACUGUGCUUUUUUUGCUUUUCAUUCUGCAUUUUAAGUUAGUACGGGACACAUCUGCCUGCUAAACAUCUGCUUCAAGAGAAGGUGGGGGGCUGGAGUCAUUUCAUUUCUGUUGGGAGGGCGGAUAUUAUAUUUUUGAAGGUGUUAAUAGUGUAAUAAUAUUUUCCCGUUGGUUGUUUGCCGCUGCUGAAGGAGUUGGAAUAAAUUUGAAAUAAUUUAUUAAAUUAUUUUGCUUUCCUU
This is a messenger RNA of Sebastes umbrosus (honeycomb rockfish), 3340 nucleotides long. It is a transcript of the gene slc30a9, whose product is annotated as solute carrier family 30 member 9. Bases 141 to 1946 code for a protein of 601 amino acids. Gene Ontology annotation, cellular component: nucleus; membrane. The transcript has 19 exons. Gene Ontology annotation, biological process: positive regulation of transcription by RNA polymerase II; transmembrane transport; zinc ion transport. NCBI's taxonomy places the organism in Eukaryota, Metazoa, Chordata, Actinopteri, Perciformes, Sebastidae. Gene Ontology annotation, molecular function: monoatomic cation transmembrane transporter activity. The record is from RefSeq and is a predicted model, not a curated record.